Molecule: messenger RNA, 516 nt
Organism: Ascochyta rabiei
Lineage: Eukaryota; Fungi; Ascomycota; Dothideomycetes; Pleosporales; Didymellaceae
Exons: 3
Coding region: 1-516 (171 amino acids)
Biological process (GO): regulation of DNA-templated transcription
Molecular function (GO): DNA-binding transcription factor activity
Source: RefSeq, a predicted model, not a curated record
AUGUCUUACGGACAAAGUGGUGAAGGCCAACAGUCACAGUCUCCGUCUCCGGUCGGUGGGGACUGGACCUCCAAUACAUCUUCUACUGAAGUACGGUCUGAGGAAUGGACAGAUGUUACAGAUCCGGCGGAGAGACGGAGGAUCCAGAACAAGUUGGCCCAACAAAGGUUCAGAGCCAAAGCCAAGGAGCAUAGAGAGGAUGCAGAGCGUGAGAUGGAGAACGUACGACAGGCAGCAAGCUCUUACACACCCCCAGAAGCGGCCCACCUUGACGACCAUCAUACACUUUCAGGUCUUCCUUGGGGAGGGAUAUCUUUCAAACACAUCGUUGCCGUAGGACAGAACAAGGAACAUAGCUCUCAACAGAGCUCACGGGAAAACUUUGUCUACGCUAUGCGAGCGGGAGGAAGCAACAGACUAGGACUGCGCCUUACCGAUCACUUUGCUCGUGGCCACGCAGCGUGGGGACCUUUUGGAACGUUCACACAGCGCUUCUCCAAACCGUAUGAAUCAUGA